This is a messenger RNA of Trichobilharzia szidati, 5337 nucleotides long. Lineage: Eukaryota; Metazoa; Platyhelminthes; Trematoda; Strigeidida; Schistosomatidae. The record is from the annotation of a GenBank genome assembly.
AUGGUGUCGAGAAAUACAGUCGUCCUAUCUAUAUAUGAAAAGGAGUUUGGAAAUGUUUUGAUUGUAAGACUUUGGGGGAGCUUAUCAUGCGACAAUCUCUUUCAACUUGUUCGAAAACACUUUAAAUUAACUUCUCAUUCCUUCGACCUUGACUAUUUAGAAAAUGGAUCGUUUCCCUACUCAUUGCCAAAGACCGGGAAUUUAGAAAGCAUUUUCGAUAUUGACGAGGACUGCAUAUUUGGCAACAAUACUAAUCUCCCCCGUCCUGUGAUGACUUCCUUGUCUGAUGAAAUGCUCGAUGAAAUUCCGCAUCGAAAUCGUCUGGAGAUCAAGGUUUUACGCAGCUCUGAUGAUGAAUCUCAGCAACCGAACAAUACAUCGAAUAGUGAAGACGAUGGUUCUGUUAUUGGCUUAAGCUGUAUGCAACACACAGAUUCGGAUCCCUGUGCAACACAGAAACCUAACACUUGUACUGAUAUUGUGUUAGCUGAUCCUUCAUCCUGUGAAAGAUCCUCUUCGGCUAAUGCAGUUCCACGUACGGAUACAGUUAUUUCUCCAAUCCCACAAAAUUUCGUUGGACUAGUCAAUUCUGGAAUGACGUGUUAUAUGAAUAGCCUAUUACAAACACUAUUCAUGACUCCAGAAUUUCGUAAUGCACUAUACCAUUGGCGUUUUGAAGGCAAUUCAACCGAAGCGGUUACAAGUAUCCCGUAUCAACUUCAACGUUUAUUUGUUCAAUUACAGACUACAGAAAGUACAGCAAUCAGUACAAAUGGUGUGACCACUUCAUUCGGUUGGCGUUCAUGUGAUGUCAUACAACAACAAGAUAUUCAUGAGCUGUGCAGAAUUUUAUUUGAAGCUUUAGAAAAGAAAUUGGGAUGUACAAAGGCGGCGUCUGAAGAUAAAAAUUACACUGAUGGCAAUUGCUUUACCAUCACUGAUAAUAAUAAUAAUAACGAUUAUAAGAAGUCUGCUGAUGAUGAACCACAACAAGAUGGUGAUGAUGAUAAUGAUCUAAAAAAGAGGCAAACUUCAGGAUCAACAUUCAACUUGAUUAAUCGACUCUAUCAAGGUGAACGAUCUGAUUAUGUUCGUUGUUUGUAUUGCAAUCGUGUUAGUUGGCGACCGGAUACAUUUUUAGAUAUUCAAGUUCCCCUAAGACCAUAUGGAUUAAAUGCUAAGCCUUAUGAAAGUCUAGAGGCCGCUUUUAGAGGAAUGAUUAAACCUGAACGUUUAGAAGGCAAUAAUCAAUAUUUGUGUUCUUAUUGCGAUUGUAAACGUGAUGCUGAACGUGGUUGUGCAUUUCAUAAAAUGCCGUAUCUGUUAACGCUUCAAUUGAUGCGUUUCACCUUUGAUCCACAAACAUCCAAUCGUAUUAAAGUAAAUGAUAAAUUCACAUUUCCUUUGGAUCGACUCGAUUUAUCUGAAUUCGUUACUACUCCUAAUAAUAAUAAUAGUAAUAAUACAAGUGAAAAAUCUGAAUCCUCUGAGACUGGUAUAGAAAGACAAGAGCAGACAUCAGAACAUGGUGAUACUGAAGCUGACAGCGAGCAUGGAUUAGUGUAUUCGCAUAGUUCAACAAAAACUAAUGUACAAAACAAUGGCGAAAAUAAUUGUCUGCCUGCUGCUACCAAUGAAAAUGUUGUUAUCUCUUCAGAUUGUUGUUCUGAAGGCAUGGAAACAGAGGCGACUGAUAGUGGUGUGAAUAGUAAUACAGAUAGUCCAUUCGAUGGUGUAUCUUCGGGUAGUCCUACAGUUGGUUCACCAAAUGUCGAAGAAGAAAUGGAUGACUUAUCAGAUUUCGGAGUAGAUGCAACGCAUACAGUUACCAAUAAUUCUGUUCUAAUGAAAGCUGUAUUAAGUGUACAACAAAAUAUGAAUGGUUUAACCGAACGUAAUCAUAAUAACAAUAACAGUAAUCAUAAUCAUAUAAAUACUGAAUCAUUUAACCAUAGAAUCUAUUCAUCCUCUAAUGAAUUAGACGAUGGUAUAGCCUCUGAAUGUACAUGUCCUUCGUGCUCAUGUUCAACUACUACUACUACUGUUCAUCAAAUGAAAUUAACCAAUGAAUGUCGUAACAGAAAGAAGAAGCAACGUCGUCAUCGAAGUCAUAGUCCUCAGAAUCGUUCACCACAAAAAUUUAAAACAUCUAGGUCGGUGAAUGAUAAUAGUACUACUAAUGAAACUACUACCACUACUACGACUACUACUACUACCACCAGCACUGAUGAUAAUCCUGGAACAUCUGAAUCGAAUUAUGACGUGCAAUCCAAUACAUCCGAUUCAUCUCUAGUCUAUGAAUUAUUUUCAAUUAUGGUGCAUUCAGGUUCAAUUAACGGUGGACAUUACUAUGCAUUUAUUAAGUCAUUCACAGACGGUCUUUGGUAUAAAUUCAAUGACCAGUAUGUUACGCCUACAACUCUGGAGGCAUUGGAAGCAACUUUUGGUACUAAUCAGUCAAGUUAUUUAAGUCAUUCAAAUGCCUAUUUCUUGAUGUAUCGCCUCGUGAAUCCUGAGUUGAAUGAAACUUUCAUGAAGGUGGAAGAGUUUCCGGAGCACAUUCAUAAACUGAUGCAAGAAAUUCGUGAUGAGGAAAGAGGCGUUGCUGAAAGGAGGGAAAGAGAAUUGAUGGUGUGCAAGUUUGAAGCUUAUACACGAUGUCCAGUUACACAGAAAACUAUUCAUGCAAAUGUAACACUCUAUAAGGAUCAGUCAAUGUCACAGGCAACCAACGUUAUCCGACAAACAUUGUUACCAAACUUAAAUAAAGUGCCAGACUCGGCAUUUCGAAUUGUCCAGUAUAAUAGUUCAGAUGAUUCACUAGGCAAGUCAGCUGAAUAUGUGUUGAACAGUCAACCUAGAUUCCAUUCAUCCAAUAAUGGUUUACACUCUAAUGAGACGGAAUCAUCAAUGCCUAUGGAUAUGGUUACUGUUGGUGAAUUUUCAAACAAUAAAGCCUAUUAUCCUUUUCCUCUAUGGCUUGAGCAUCGUAUAUGCGUGCCUGGUUCAGUGAAGCACCUUUUCUCUGCUGGUAGUAUAUCAUCUCAACCAGUUCCACAGAUGUGGCGCACUUAUGAACCUGGAGGUAUCACUUUCAAUGUCAGCCGUAUUGACUUCACCUGUGAUCUAAUUUACCCGUCGGAAAAGAUCUGGUUACCGUUGUCUGCUUCCGUGUACGAUUUAAUUUUCGAAGUUUGGCAGUUGUAUACAGGAGAACAGUUAAUUGAUGAAGAACUUAUUAGUGGACCAGCUACAAGUGGAUUACAACUUAUCUUGGAUAAGUCAUUUUGUCAGUGUCCAGCACAACUGUCAUCUUUUCCUAUUCCACAAAAUGAAGCCUAUAAUCUACCUGAAUGGGCAGUGAUCUUAUACACCUGUGAUCAUUCGUUGAGUGCAGCUGAUUUACCUCCUCUCAGUGAAAUUAUAAACUUUACACAUCAGUCAAAUUGUAGCAUCUUUUCAAAAUCAUAUUCCAGUGGAUCAUUUAAUCUUUAUGUGGAUAUAGGCGCUUCAUAUGAUGGAUAUUAUAUGGAUCAGGAUGAUGACAAUGAUGAUUGUAUGAUUACAAAUUCGAAUAAUUUAACAGAAACAAUGCACAAUGGACGACGACAUGAUGUUGUUGGCAGGAAACGCGGUAGAUGGCAACUGUCGAGUAGUUCUGUGGAGACUACGGAUAAUAUUAAUAAUAAUAAUAAUGAUAAUAAUACUAAGAUUCUGCCUAACAAGGAUUUAAAAUAUCGACUGCAUAAGAUAUGCUCAGUGGCUGAAAGAUAUCUAUACCACACAACAUUCCAGGUCAUUAUUCCAAGUGAAGCAGAAAUUGCUUCAUUGCUUGUCCAAUGUGAAUUUUUGGCAAAUGGCGAAGAUACACCGGGUAUUGGUAGUAGUAGUAGUAGUGAUUCAAAGUUUGUCAACUCAACACCUCUAUCUGAUACACAUGAUGUCUAUCAAAUCACAAGUAAAACUGAUAGUGUUUCACACUCUGUGCCUCCAAUGAUGAAACCAUCAGUUUCAUUGGAUAAUGUCAUCGCAUCAAUGAACUCUGUUGAUGUUACUGCGCACACGAAUGAUAUGAGUCCACCAGAUUCUCGGUGUUCAAUUCAUGCUCAGUAUGGAAGUUUACACGAUAGUGAAAAAUCUGUUUCCUUGUCAUCUACAUCAUCGUUAUCAUCAUCACCGUCGCUGGAAAAUUUAAUUUCGUCAACAGAACGCGAUGACUAUCCUUUGAGACGUCGUAGUAAUUCACAGCCUAGUUUCAUGAAUCCUUUUGAAGGAAAGUUAACAGAAACAACAACAACAACCGCAGCAGCAAUAACAGAGCAUCCAGUUUCUCCUCUUCUAUCUGAAUCAUCAAACAGAAAUGAAUUAAAUUCAAGUUUAGUAGCUAUGGAGGUUGACGGUAUGUCAGUGCAUCAACCGUCGCUAUUGGAUGUUGCCAUGGACAGUAAUAGCGCCAUUCAUGAAUUGGAGACGAAUCAAAGACUUUGCCGUUUCGAUGAUACGUGUACAAUUGGUACCAGUGUUUUCUUGAAUGCAUCAACUUUACCGCGGACAAUUCAAGUCCAUUUAGACGUACGUAUAUCUAUUGAAGAAUUUAGGAAAAAAGCCGGUGAAUACCUAAAAUUGGAUCCUAAAUAUUUAAGUGUUUUAUACGAAGGAGGUAUUUUAACGGAUUUCACUACUUUUAAUUCGAAUCAGCCACUUAGAAUUACGCUGUCGCCUUGUUUCAAUAUAGAAGAAUUCUAUUUACCCGUGUAUGUACUUGAUCUCGAAGGUUGGUCGGUUGAAAAAAUAUUGAAGUGUGCUUCAUCAGUGUUAAAGCGUGUCUACAAGUUGGAUGUGCCAAUUAAUCGAUUACGAUUGCGUAAAUGUGCCCUACCGGAGCUGAUACCAGGUCCAGUGUUCAAUGAAGUCGAUAUCUUUAACACAUUGCCUAAUCAACAUCAAAGUUUAAUGUUACAAUUGUUGAAUGAAAAUCAUAUUCACACUAUUAUCUCCUCACCUGUCAGCAAUGCUGCUUCAAACUCUUCUGGGAUUUUAUCCUCCUCCUCGUCCUCCUCAUCAGCUGCUGCAGCAACAGCAGAAUCAUACACAGCGUCGACGUUUACAAAUAAAUCACGUGUUUGUUCAUUAUUUAUACGUCAAUGGCACCCAGCGAGUUAUUCCUUCGGUGAAUGGCAUGAAUUAUUAUUGACAUAUUAUCCUGUGAGUCAAUCACGUUGGGACAUAUUGGUGGAUUGGCUUGUUCAGCAUACUGGAUUACCGUCACAGCGUUUAGAAGUAGCUCAGUAUAAAUUUCCCGGUGUUAUACAUUGUAUGAAUAUGUCUUCGUCUUGA